Malaya genurostris is the source of this 1724-nucleotide messenger RNA. It is a transcript of the gene Nmd3, whose product is annotated as 60S ribosomal export protein NMD3. Lineage: Eukaryota; Metazoa; Arthropoda; Insecta; Diptera; Culicidae. The coding region runs from base 113 to 1642 and encodes 509 amino acids. The record is from RefSeq and is a predicted model, not a curated record. Gene Ontology annotation, cellular component: nucleus; cytoplasm. Gene Ontology annotation, molecular function: ribosomal large subunit binding. The transcript is spliced from 3 exons. Gene Ontology annotation, biological process: ribosomal large subunit export from nucleus.
GAAGUUGUUCCUUUCUUGUUUACGUGCAACGUGAGGUGGCUCUUACGCUCUCGUUCGUGCGUAUUUUUCAUCUUUAUUUCGUGGAAAUCUGCUGUUUUUCAUUCCUUCAGAUAUGGAAUACAUAAGUCAAGGGGCCACAGUCCACAUGGAUACCGCUACAUCGUCGAAAAAUAAGAUUCUUUGCUGUGAAUGCGGAGUUCCUAUCGAACCAAAUCCGUCGAACAUGUGUGUGGCUUGUCUGCGCACACACGUGGAUAUAACUGCAAAUAUUCCCAAGCAAGCGGUCAUCUUCUUCUGCCGGAACUGUGAACGCUACCUGAAUCCACCCAGCGAAUGGGUUCAAUGCAGUCUCGAGUCGAAAGAGUUGCUUUCCGUUUGUCUGAAACGUUUGAAAGGGCUGAAGGAAGUUAAACUUGUCGAUGCAGGUUUCAUAUGGACGGAACCUCAUUCGAAACGUAUCAAAGUUAAAUUGACGGUACACGGUCAAGUCAUGGACGGUGUUGUACUGCAACAGGUCUUCGUGGUUGAGUUCACGGUUAAUAACCAGAUGUGUGACGAUUGUCAUCGAACAGAGGCAAAAGAUUUCUGGCGAUGUUUAGUACAGGUUCGUCAAAAGGCAAUGAACAAAAAGACUUUGUUUUACUUGGAACAAAUGAUCUUGAAACACAGAGCGCACGAAAAUACACUUGGAAUCAAGCCUUCUCCUUCAGGAGGCCUGGAUUUCUACUACGCUACCGAUGCCCAUGCCCGAAAAAUGGUUGACUUUAUACAAGCUGUUCUCCCAGUAAAAAUCACCAACUCCAAAAAGUUGAUUUCACACGACAUUCACAGUAAUUCGUAUAACUAUAAGUACUCCUACGCAGUGGAUGUGGUGCCAAUAUCCAAGGGAAGUCUGGUUUGUUUGAAUAAGAAACUUCAACAACAGUUGGGUCAUAUUUCACCGAUUUGUUUGGUAACAAAGGUUGCGAAUGCUAUCCAUUUGAUGGAUCCUCGUACAGCCCAAAUGGCGGAAGUUCAAAAUGUUGCGUUCUGGAAAAAUCCCUUUGAAGCUAUCUGCAAUCCAAAGCAAAUGAUUGAAUUUAUAGUGAUGGAUGUGGAAAUCACGCGAGAUCAGGAAAAGAAAAAUUUCCCUGGACAGGGUCCGGUUUCGUACCGACACAUACUGGCUGAUGUGUGGGUAGUAAAAGCGUCUGAAUUAGGAGUCAAUGAAAAUACAAUACACAUUCGUUCUCAUCUGGGACACUUGCUUAAGCCAGGUGACUCGGUGCUCGGCUAUGACUUACGGGAUGCCAACGUAAAUAAUGCUGAUUUUGAUAAGCUGAAGCAGGAUAUUAUUCCGGAUUUGUUGCUUGUUAAAAAGUUCUACGAUAGAACCAGCCGAAAGCAGAGUAGAAACUGGAAACUGAAACACUUGGCGGAAGAUGUUGCACUGGACACAGACAUUGAGAACGAUUACAAUGAAUUCCUUGAAGACUUGGAAGAAGAUCCGGACAUGCGACAAAAUGUCAAUAUUUUCAAGGAUGGCAGCAAACCAAUGCCGGUGGAUGUCAACGAUAUGGAUGACCCGUCCGUUCCAAGGAUAACACUCGAGGAAAUGUUGGAUGAUCUGGUACUUGAUGAUGUGGAUAUGGCAGAUUCUUGAAUGCCAUUACCAUUGUUUUUUUUUAAUAUUGUAAAUUUAUAUUGAUAAAUACAGCAUAACUUCAAGAAUUGCUUGAACAAAA